Prunus mume (Japanese apricot) is the source of this 880-nucleotide messenger RNA. Its product is annotated as Pathogenesis-related thaumatin superfamily protein. Lineage: Eukaryota; Viridiplantae; Streptophyta; Magnoliopsida; Rosales; Rosaceae. The record is from RefSeq and is a predicted model, not a curated record.
AACCAUGAAUCUCCCAGAUUUUGUUGCUGUUUUCUUUCUGUUCCUAAUGUGGAAUUUUCUGUUAUUUGGACAUGGAAUGGCACAUACGGUAACAUUUGACAUACGCAAUAAGUGCCCCUUCCCCAUAUGGCCAGCAACUGCUCCCAACAAUGGACAGCCAGUGAUAGCUGAUGGCGGCUUCUAUCUCCCAGCCGGUCAGACUCGGCGCAUUUCUGCCCCUUGGUCAUGGAACGGUCGGAUUUGGGCCCGAACUGGAUGCAACUUUGCCUCAAACUGGAAUCCUGCAUGUGAAACAGGAGACUGUGGUGGUCGCUUGGCAUGCAAUGGACUAAUAGGCACUCCACCAGUGACAUUAGUGCAAGUUUCACUUCAAGGUGACAAAGACAGGCCAAAUUUCUAUGAUGUGAGCUUGGUUGAUGGAUACAAUCUUCCUGUUGCAGUCUUGUCAAAGCCAGUAGCAUCUAAUUGUGGCAUUGGAGGGUGUUUGAAGAAUUUGAAAAGUUGGUGCCCAGAAGAACUGAAGGUCUUAAACUCCAAGGGGGAAGUGGUGGCUUGCAAAAGUGCUUGCUUGGCUUUCAACACUGACCCGUUUUGUUGUAGGAAUGAGUAUGGAACCCCAGCAAAAUGCAAGCCAAGUGUGUACUCAAAGAUAUUCAAAGAUGCUUGCCCUUCUUAUUAUAGCUAUGCUUAUGAUUCACCCCCUCCAUUGGUGACUUGCAAGUCAAGUGAGUAUGUGAUCACCUUUUGUCCUUCAGGCUGGGGCACUGAUGCCUAUACCUCCAUAUAGACUAGUUUGCUUCAUUUGUGGUAAUCUAGCUAGUUUCGCAUUUGAAUAAAAUGUAAUUUUCAUUGUAUCAGUAUAGUUUUUCUUUUGGGUGGA